CCUCAAAACGAAUAUAUUGAAGAGGCAAUUAAAAAACAUGGGCGGCGGUUCGAUUAUGAAGAACGCAAACGAAAACGGAUUGCGCGUGAACCACACACUACCUCUGCAUUUGCGCAGAAAGUCCACGGCUUGCGCGCAAAACUAUACAACAAGAAACGUUACGCGCAAAAGAUUCAAAUGAAGAAAACUAUUAAACAGAAACAAGAGAAAUCAGCGAAACAAAAAGACACACAAGCAAUUCCCGAUGGAGCUGUGCCAGCAUAUUUAUUGGAUCGUGAAGGGGAAAAACGAGCAAAAAUACUGUCUAAUAUGGUGAAACAAAAGCGCAAAGAAAAAGCGGGCAAAUGGGCAGUGCCACUCCCUAAAGUUCGUGCCAAACAAUGGAAACGCAUGAUCACAAAAGCAACGUUUGUUGGUGAUGGCUUCACCCGAAAACCCCCCAAAUACGAAAGGUUCAUUCGACCUAUGGCACUACGAUACAAAAAAGCGCACGUGACUCAUCCAGAAUUGGCUGCUACGUUUUGUUUGCCUAUUAUUAGCGUUAAAAAGAAUCCACAAAGUCCGCUAUAUACUUCCUUGGGCGUGCUUACUAAGGGAACUGUAAUAGAGGUUAAUGUAUCAGAACUUGGAUUGGUUACUACAUCGGGCAAAGUUGUGUGGGGUAAAUAUGCCCAAGGGACAGGGUCUACUACUGCAUCUUUAUACCCCGCUUUACAUUUUCCAUUACCGCGUAAAGGCGGGAGAACCCAUAAAGGCGCCCAUGAAGUCAUGAAAGACAUGCUAAACAAGCUUGAACUAGCCUUAUCCGACGGUACUUUAGUUUACGAAGGAAUGCCUCGAGAACUUUCUGAUAAAAUAAUUCAAAUUAUAGCAGAAUUAAAAAAAUCAAAUAGUGAGUGUUAUUAUGAGGAUCAAGAGGCAGCAGAUGAUCUUGAGUUGCUUAUAAACCCUCCAUCUUCAACAGUACACGCUGGGCCGUCUCGAACUCUGCACACAUCUACUACGAGUAAUAAUGAAUCUCUGCCUCAGCAAAAAGGCGAUUCCGUUACAUCGAGAGACAAGGAGGCGAACAAGAAUGUUGAGCCUGGAAGAUUUAUUACUAGUGAUCGACAAUCGUCUUUGUCAUCAAUCUCACCAAUGUUCGGUAGAUGUCUUUCUAUGUAUGAACAGAAUUCGGAUAAUGACGAUAUCCCAGGGUUAGGACUAAACGAUAAAGGAUUGAAUCAAAUUCCUGGUUUAGAUUCAAAUGACGAAGAAAAAAUUCCUGGUUUAGAUUUAGUAGAAGAUAAAAAAUUUGUUGUUGAUAGUUCAUCAGGAUUCGAAGAUGGAGAAUUAAUUGAAAUAUCUUCUGAUGAUGAUAUAAAUGAUAAGAAUGUCAACAGCAAUAAUAAUAUUAAUGACAUUCCAGUAGUCAUUGAGAGCGAAAAGAAGAAAGGUAAAAGACCGCUGUAUAUGAUUGACUAUGGAAAUGAUGAUCAUCAUCCGGGUUAUAGGAAGCCUUCUCAAACAGGAGUAACUAGUUCUUCUAAUAUUAGCAAUAAUAGCAACAGCAAAAACAAUCGUCAUCAAAGCACACCAGCCACCAAUCGAAUUCAAAAUCAACUUGUUCUACGAUUUGAAGAUGAGCGAGAUAUAACCGAUCGUGAUAAAGUAUCGUCAAAUGGCGGCAACAACAAUAUAUCAUCUUCCAUCAGAGCUACUGGAGCUAAUCUAUCAGAAUCAACAAAUUCGAAACAACCUUCAUCUGCAACAACCGCGUUACAUCCUGAAAUCGCGUCAACGGAUGACGAGGUAGUUAGUAUGGACCUUGAUAAUGAUUAA
Messenger RNA from Ambispora gerdemannii, 1821 nucleotides. The record is from the annotation of a GenBank genome assembly. Lineage: Eukaryota; Fungi; Glomeromycota; Glomeromycetes; Archaeosporales; Ambisporaceae.